UUUCCUAUUCUCCAACACCUGUUUCUGGCUGUCAGAGCUUCUCACAUUGUGCCGCUGCCUCCGCGGCGGAACAACAACUCUGUGACAAAGGCCCCUCGACACAGCCUCAGGAUUCUCACAUGUCGACUCAGGAAAGACAUGGAGGAAAGCUAUGAGACAUUUGAAGAGGAGCUGGGGCUAACAAGAGAAGAUCCUCCUCCGCAGAAGCCUGUCCGACAGAUUCGCCGACCAGAAAUGUAUGCGAGUGGCAAAGUAAGAGAGGAAACGUCUGCAGUUCUUCAGCCUCCAAAAGUAGAACCAACUAUAACUAUGGAAUCAACUCCUCCCAAAAAAUUUCCGGUCCAAAAAACCUUGUCCAUGCAGAAUCUGAGUCAGAUUGAAACACCGUGGGAGAAUGUCACACUCAACCGUUGUCUGUUUGUGGCCAUUUCUAUCCUGGUCCUCACUUCGGGGUUCCAGAGACUUCACGAGACUCUGCGCAGUCGAGGGAUAGCGGAGGAGGAGGAAGAAGCCGAUUUGACCGUGAGACAGCCGACCACGUUACGACACAGAGGAAAACCGCCGCAGCUUGAGACAACUCUGUGGGAGGUUUUGUUUUGGUGGUUGCCGGACCUCGAUGACGACGGUGACGAAAAACGGACGAGGAGAGAAGCCCAAAGCUCAAGAGGUCUUCGAAACAAACCAAUUCCAGACAAAAAACUCAUGAAGAAGAGCGAAGGGACAUUAAAGACCAGAAGGGCCAGGAAAGUCCGAGAGCAAGAAGCUAAAAACAAGAAAAGGAAGGAGGACAUGCCGAAGACAUCGGAUGAAGAUGAGCAAAAGGUGGGAAAGGAGGAUGCGGUAUCCAACACCGAUUGAAGAGAAGAAAAUAAAAAUGUCCAAAAGGAUGAUUUCUCUCCGUUGGGACAUAAUUCCUUAUCGCUGUCGUAGUCCUAAAUCCAACUUGCUUGUUAGUUUUAGUAAAGCUGUCAAUAGUUAGAGAAGACGUAAAUAAAAAAAACACCAAUGUGUUCCUUUCCUUCAA
This is a messenger RNA of Syngnathus typhle (broad-nosed pipefish), 1024 nucleotides long. RefSeq lists its product as uncharacterized. The transcript is spliced from 7 exons. Lineage: Eukaryota; Metazoa; Chordata; Actinopteri; Syngnathiformes; Syngnathidae. Bases 139 to 858 code for a protein of 239 amino acids. The record is from RefSeq and is a predicted model, not a curated record.